UUAGCCCUUUUCUAGGUUUGAUGUGGACAGGGCGGCAUUCCUAAAGCACCAUAAACGUGGCAGGACCAAUAAUGGCUUUAGAAGCGAAGUGGAGAAGUUCUCACAAUUAAGGUGGGGAAUGAGGGCAGCUACAGAUGGGUACAUAAAUACACAGAAAGGCUGGUCUGUGUGCACACUGUGGGCUCAGGUGCUGAGACAACACCUCCCGCACGGAUCGUUUGGCUUGGACUAAAGAGCUACCUGCAGCAUGAAGGCAACAGGUGCCUUAGUGCUUCUCAGCCUACUGCUGCUCUCUUUCUUCUCGGAUGUAGCAGGUGAAGACAUUGAAGAGAUUUGCAGAGAGUUUAUAAACAGAAGCGUGUACUGCACGAGGGAGUCCAACCCUCACUGCGGCACGGAUGGCGUUACGUACGGGAAUAAGUGUGCCUUCUGCAAGGCAGUGCUGAGAAGUGGAGGGAAAAUAAGGUUGAAGCACCUGGGGAAAUGCUGAGUCCUCACUGGCACCGAGCAGCAGCAGCUGAACCCACCCCAACAGUGGCCGCAGACACCUGUGCAUGGACAUGGAAGCAGCUCACCUUCAUCUCCACCGUCUCUGCUCAAUAAAACAAAACCCAGCACGACUCUUUGGCUGGAUUCCUCUUUCCAUAACAUCCAGAAAAGUGCUUUGAUACAGCUAUGCUAGAGCCUAAUGCAUGGCUUCUCUAUUACAUCACCCUCCUCCUGGGAAGUGAGGCGCUCCCUGUGCCAGAGCAGCAAUUCCCAUGGCUCCCAUGGGCCGUGUCCUCCUGUCCCCAGCAGCCGUAGCUCUUCUGUUCUGUGUGUCAAAUUGGCACACACUUGCAGGGCAGCCAAGCCAGGCAACUGCUUGUGUGCUCCUGCCCAGCUCUCCCCAUGCCAGGGGGUGGGUGAGAGCGGGAGCCUUUCUUCUUUACCCAGCCUCCGUGUACAUGUUCCUUCCUCUCUUGGAGGUUAUUGUGGGAGGGUGACAGGAGAGCUGGUGAACAGCGUGACUGCAUAUGCCUCAUCUCCUUUGGAAACCAGAGACAAACAAGCUGAGGCUAGGGAAUAUUGCUCCAUUUAAGCCUGCAACAAGAAGAUGGCAGGUGGAGGCUGGUUUUAGGCAGAAGCUGUAAGGCUCUUCUUUCCAAAUCGGUCUCUUUCUUCUUCUUUCUAAGAGAACGCUUUGUCUUGAAAGCUGUGAACUCACCAGCAUUAGUUUCCCGCUGC
Molecule: messenger RNA, 1227 nt
Organism: Dryobates pubescens (Downy woodpecker)
Lineage: Eukaryota; Metazoa; Chordata; Aves; Piciformes; Picidae
Product: serine protease inhibitor Kazal-type 6
Exons: 4
Coding region: 248-490 (80 amino acids)
Molecular function (GO): protein binding
Source: RefSeq, a predicted model, not a curated record